AUGUGGCUGUGUAUUCUCUUUCCUGUUGUCUUUGGCUGUGUAUCUGUGUCUGCUCUUUCUGCAUCAAGAGCCUUGCUGUUGCCAAGGCAGAGGCCUCACUUUAACCGUCCUGGGGAUGUAAUGGUAGGGGGCAGCUUCUCCAUCUUUGAUCUCUCUAGUGGAACCCUGUCUGACUUCACUGUCCCACCAUCUGGACUGCUGGUUUCAGAUGUUUCCAGGUGGGGCUACCGGGUGGCCCAGAGUUUCGUCUUUGCCAUCGAGGAGAUCAAUAGGAGUGCUCACUUGUUGCCCAAUUUGACUCUGGGCUUCUCCAUUCGAAACUCUGGGGACUCAGUGAAUGGAGCCCUCUACGAGACGAUGAGCUUUCUCACGAGGCAGGAGGAGCCCAUCCCCAACUACACAUGCCAACAUGGCUCUCUUCAGGCUGCUCUGGUUGGAGACACACGGUCAUCCCUGUCUGUCUCCAUGGCCAGACUUCUGGGGCUGUACAAAUUUCCCCAGGUCAGUUAUGGAUCCUCACUACCCAGCCUCAGUGACAAGAUCCAGUUCCCAUCUUUCCUUCGAACCCUGACUAGUGACCUCACAUCUUGCCGUGCAAUGAUCCAGCUGAUCAUUCACUUUCAGUGGUCCUGGGUGAUCAUUCUGGCCCAUGAUGAUGACUUUGGGCAGCAGGCCAGCUCUCUGGCCAUUCAGGAGCUGAAUGCAGCUGGUGUGUGCAUUGAGUUUACUCUCCAUGUCCCUUCCCAUGAGUCCAUGGGGAAGAUUGGAGAGAUUGUCCAGAAGAUGCAGAAAUGCACAGCCAGGGUUGUUCUGGUUUUCCUAAGCAAUACGAAUUUCCAGGCCAUUUUGCAUGGCUUACAGGACGCCUCUGUCUCAGGGCAAGUCUGGGUCAGCAAGGAAACUAUGCACAUGGCAGUUGCCCUGUCUAUUCCAGGCAUUUCCCAGGUAUUGGACAGCACAUUUGGCCUUCUGCCUCACAGAAGCAGGGCAAUUGGCUUCCCAGAGUUUCUUGCUAACCUGCGCCCCAGCCGGACCCCAGAAGACAUGUUUAUAAAGAAGUUUUGGGAGAUCACCUUUAAUUGCACAUGGCCCCACCAGAGCAGCACAGUGACAGAGGGUGUCCAGCUGUGCUCAGGGAAUGAGAGUCUGAUAAACAAGCAGUACCCUUUCCCAGAAAUGAGUAAAAUUGAUGCUGCUUACACAGCUGUCUACAGCGUUGCCCAUGCCCUGCAAGACAUGAUAACCAGUGGACAGCAGGAUGGGAAAAGUACAGACUCCCAGGACUUCCAGCCCUGGCAGCUGCUUCAAGCUCUUAAGAAUGUGCACUUCAAGACUCCUGAUGGAAAUAAAAUUAUAUAUGAUGCCAAUGGAGAUUUGGUGACCAAAUUUGACAUAUUACAAGGACAGAAGUCCCCCGAGGGUGUAUUUCGCUUUGUCCAUGUAGGAAUGAUAGACCCUCAGGUCUCUUCGGGGAACAAAAUGAUGGUCCAUUUGAAGGAGGAAAUCCAAGUGCCCACCUCUGUCUGCAGUGAAAGCUGCCUUCCAGGGUUCAGCCAAGUGCCCAGGCUGGGAGCACCCCAAUGCUGUUUUGAUUGCAGUCUAUGCCCAGAGGGACAUUUUGCAGACAAAAAAGACAUGAAGAGAUGUCUCCUGUGCCCCAAGGAGCAGUACUCGAGCCACGCCAGAGACCGCUGCCUGCCCAGGACAGAGAUCUUCCUGGCCUUUGAGGAACCUCUGGGAUUCAUGCUGGCUUUGGUGGCACUCUUCCUGGCUGGUCUGGCUGUCCUGGUUCUGGGAGUGUUCCUGAAGCACAGGGACACCCCCGUGGUGAGGGCCAACAACAGAACCCUCAGCUACUUCCUGCUGAUCUCCCUUUCCCUCUGUGCCCUGUGUGCCUUGCUGUUCCUUGGCCGCCCCAGUGUCCCCACAUGCCUCCUGCGUCAGACGACCUUUGCUGUGGUGUUCACGGUGGCCGUCUCCUCUGUUCUGGCCAAGACUCUCACAGUGGUCCUGGCCUUCAGGGUCACCAGGCCAGGGGGCAGGAUCCAGGUGUGCCUGAGCCCUGGGGCUUCCACCUCAGUGGUCCUCAUUGCUUCCUUCAUGCAGGUUGUUCUUUGUGGGGUCUGGCUGGCCACCUCCCCACCAUUCCCAGACAGGGAUAUGGUCUCGGAGCCCCAGCACAUUGUCAUCCAGUGCCAGGAGGGCUCUGGCACCAUCUUCUUCUGUGCGCUGGGCUACUUGGGGUUCCUGGCGGGGGGUACCUUCUCUGUGGCUUUUCUGGCCAGGGGCCUGCCAGAUGUCUUCAACGAGACUAAGUUCCUGGCCUUCAGCAUGCUGCUCUUCUGCAGUGUCUGGACAGCAUUCCUGCCCCUGUACCAUAGUGCCCGUGGCAAGUCCACUGUGGCUGUAGAGAUCUUCUCCAUCCUGGCCUCCACAGCUGGCCUUCUGGGUGGCAUCUUCAUUCCCAAGUGCUACAUCAUCUUGCUGAGACCAGAGAGGAACACGCCUGCCUGGCUAAGACAAGGCCACCAGGCACAGCAGGAUAGGCAGAGUGAGAUGCUCCAGAGAAGGUGUUUUUCCAGAUCCACAUCACCCACCUUGAUGAUCUAG
Messenger RNA from Arvicola amphibius (Eurasian water vole), 2610 nucleotides. Its product is annotated as vomeronasal type-2 receptor 26-like. The record is from RefSeq and is a predicted model, not a curated record. Gene Ontology annotation, cellular component: membrane. Gene Ontology annotation, biological process: G protein-coupled receptor signaling pathway. NCBI's taxonomy places the organism in Eukaryota, Metazoa, Chordata, Mammalia, Rodentia, Cricetidae. The transcript is spliced from 6 exons. Bases 1 to 2610 code for a protein of 869 amino acids. Gene Ontology annotation, molecular function: G protein-coupled receptor activity.